AUGGAAUUUACUCUCACUUUUUUGACUUUUGACCUAUUUAAUUUCACUAAUAUGCAAAAUGGAGCAUUGCUUGGAUAUAUUGGAAUAUUAUCAUCAAUCCUUCAAGGUGGAUAUGUUCGACGUCGUGCUGCAGGUCCAAUAGUGGCGUGCGGAUUAUAUUGGAUGGCAGGAUCUGAAAAAUGUUACGGGGCUGGUGCUUUUUCAAUGUUG
This is a messenger RNA of Racocetra fulgida, 210 nucleotides long. The record is from the annotation of a GenBank genome assembly. Lineage: Eukaryota; Fungi; Glomeromycota; Glomeromycetes; Diversisporales; Gigasporaceae.